AUGCAAGCACUUAAGAAAAUUUUUUCUCCUGGACACGAUGUCGAUGACGAACUCAUGUACGGCGAUGGCACCAAGAAAGCAGCCGUUGAGAAACCGAGCACCACUGUCGAUAACGAACCUCACCCGCCCGAGUCUCGCACAGAGGGCGCCGCUACACAGCCUUCAGGUACAGCGACAUCUGAUCUGGAGCCACCAGCUCGACCUCAAGCUCAAGAAGGCAUCAGUACUGCCAGCAUCAAAUCUGGAGUGGUAGGACAUCCGGAGGAGUCAAGAUUGAUGUCGGAGACCACUGAUCAGCCCAGCGGCGCAGCUUUCACACAAGACUCCAGCUCCUAUCCUUCAGGUGCGCAGUCGACAGACUUCACUACCAGAUCCAAUCCUCAAACAGACCCACGCUUGACUCAAUCAAGAGGCGCAGAGCAAGUUUCUGCAGGCAAGACUAGUGCCUUCAGUUCGAACCCAAUUCACAAAAGCGACAAUACUUCCCGUCACGUUGACCGAGAAUCUAAGAAUCCCACUCCACAUCGACAACCAGAGCAGUCCAAAAAUCCAAUUAGAGGAGCUGGCGAUGAAGGUGAAUCCACACGAGCCCUUGGCAGUUACUCCCAACCUGAACGUGAAGGGAACACCUAUGCUUCAGAACGAGGUUUCAUAGGAGCAGGUGGCACGACUACAGGCAGAGGGAACGAACCUGCUUCUAGAGAGAGCGUGCCUGCACAGUAUCCAAAAGCGGACCCCAACAACCCAUAUUCGUCCUCCCGUCUAGAUCCGCGGGUCGAUCCUCACGCAAAACCUUCGACUUCCAUUGUGUCGAGCAACGAUACUAUGAACCGUCCCAGCGAGUAUGGAUCCGGCUCAGAUAAUCAAGGUUUAAGCGGUACCAAAACCACAGCUGAGCCCCUCGACAGAGCCAAAGGUUACUCGCAAAUUCCUCAUGGUCCUAAAGGCACUACUGAGCGCUUUGAUGGUCCCAAGGGGACUUCAGAACCUCUGCAAAGCUCUACAGGCACUUCCGAACCAAAGCAAGAUUUGGAAGGGUCAUCCUGGCCACUCAAAGAACCAGACCAACCUCAUAGCAGGGUUGAGGUUAUGCCAGGUGCUUUUGAUUCCGAAGCCUUUGUUACAGAGAUCAGCCGUGAUCCAGUUCCAGAGGAUAAAACUUCUUAUUACGACUUCGGAAGCUCUAUUGCUGGAGGUGGCACAACAGAGGCUACACAAGGUCCCAAAGGUACUGCCGAGCCUUUGAUAGAGGAAACUAAAUAUCUGUCCGGCACUGGCGGGGUACCAAGUGCGUCUACACCCGGAGUCUCUGGAGGGGAAACCACAACUUUUGAUUCGCCAUCCCAAACUGCCACUGCAUCGUACGGUAUUGCCAGCUCUCCAUUUGCUACCGACCCAAUGGAGUCCAUGCAAGGUCCUAAAGGUACUGCUGAACCAUUGGGCAGCUCCAGAGACUCCUCUUGGCCUCUGAGAGAACAAGGAACAGAUCAAUAUCAAACCUCUGCGGGCGUCCCGCCGGGAACUUCAGGGCUCAGCGGUUACAGUACCGGGAAUAGGAGUGAUCACCCUGCACAAGGGGCUGAAACUUCGUCCUACGGUGUUGGUAGUUCUCAAGGUGUUGGCAGUGUAUCUGAACGCAGCCAGCCUACAAACUCGGGCCUUGACACUUUGGACACCAAUAAUGCUAUUGAUGAGGGUCAUAAGGGCCGGAAUGCAGGCAUCCUUGGUGCCACUGCUGGUGCUCUUGGUCUAGGAGCAUAUGCAGCCAAGAAGCAUGGUGAAGACAUGCCCGAUCGUCCAUCGGCUGGAACUAGGCGAGAGUCGAUCCCUACCACCGCCUAUCCUCCAAGCACUAGUCUAGAUGACAAACAAUACCCUGAGGCACGUGUGGAAGGAUAUGGAGCUACUCCAAGUUGGGGACAAGAUACUAAUGAAGCACCAUACACGGGUGGCGCUUCUCAAGCCUUCACUAGAACUGGCACUGCUACAACACAACCCAUGGUAGGCGCUAUCGGCACGAGUGGUGCUCCAACAGCCAUGUCGAAUUAUGCUGUAGGAAACAAACAGGAAGAAAGUCAUAUGGGAAGAAACGUGGCCCUUGGAGGCGCAGCAGCUGUAGGAGCUAGUGCACUUGGUGCUCAUGAAUAUUCUAGGCGUCAAGCAGAGAAGCCCGCAACAGCAGCAUCUGACUAUAUUCCAAAACAUGAACCAGAACAAGGCCAAUAUGGUACAGACAGGCUUGAAGAGCGCCAAUAUGGCAGAGACGCAGCUGUUGAUGGCAUUGCUGCGCCAAGUAGUACGCACGGUUAUCCGCAACAGCAAUUCGAGAAGCCAUCGGCAGCCUCGUCGGACUACGCUUCAAGAGACAAGCCAGACGAGCGUCACUAUGGUAGAGACGCAGCCAUUAUUGGUGGUGGUGGUGGUGCUCUUGCUGCGGGAGUAGGGGCAGUCAAUGCUCAUGAAUAUUCGCAACACCGAAGCGAGAAGCCAUCAACGGUUGCAUCAGAAUAUACUGCAAGAAACCCCCCGGAAGAGCGCUACCAUGGUGGAGACGCAGUCAUCGGUAGCGCCGCUGCAGCAGGACCUGGGAUAGCUGGUACUCCUGAACAUUCCAGGCAUCAGGCAGAGAAAUCAUCGACUGCCACACCAGGUUCUACUACAGGAGAGAAACCGCAAGAGAGUCAUCUAGGCAGAAAUGCAGCCAUUGGUGGCGUUGCUGCUGCAGGGGCCGGUGCCGUAGGUGCACAUGAAUAUUCUCAACACGAAGCCGAGAUAGAAGCGCAGCAACGAGUCGAGGCUGAGAAAGCUCAUCAAAAGGCAAUGGAGGCAUCCAGGAAAGCGGCAGAGAAAGAGCAAAAAGAUCACGACAAAGCUUUAGCCAAGGAGGAAAAAGAGCAUGAGAAAGCUCUACAGAAAGAGGAGAAAAAGGCUGAAAAAGAGCACGAGAAGGCUGUACAUCGGGAGGAAAAGAAAGCGGAGAAAGAACAUGAGAAGCUGGUGAAGAAAGAGGAGAAGGAGCAUGAAAAAGCUCUCAAAAAGGAGGAGAAGGAACACCAAAAGGAACAUGAGGCUGCCAUCAAGCUGGAGGAGAAGAAACAAAAAGAGCACGAGAAAGAGCUUGCAAGGCAACAGAAGGAAGCCGAAAAGCAGAGAGAUUCUGACGAGAAAGAGAAGAAGCAUGGUGGCUUGCUUGGUCUGUUUCGUCGCCGGAAAGAUUCCAAAGGGAACGAUGUUGAAGAUGAGGACGACCAUACUGCUGUCAAGACUAGCACCAGUGCCACUGACGAGGACAGCCACGAACAUGGGAAGCGCCAUAUAUUUGGGCUGCCGCACCACGAGGUCAAGCACAAGCUACACAAAGAUCCUCCACCUGGCCUGUACAGCGGUGAUUCAACUACUCCUGCUUACGCCGAUUAUGCAGUCAAAGAAAACAAUCAUCCCGGUGCACAGACCGUUACGGGUGGAUACACUGCGCCAGAUCCAGAGCAUGACAGAAACAGAUACUCUGAAACAGCCGGACCAGGUUCUGGUAACGGUGCUUCUGGCACAAAUAUUUGA
Endocarpon pusillum Z07020 is the source of this 3558-nucleotide messenger RNA. RefSeq lists its product as uncharacterized. Bases 1 to 3558 code for a protein of 1185 amino acids. The record is from RefSeq and is a predicted model, not a curated record. The transcript has 2 exons. NCBI's taxonomy places the organism in Eukaryota, Fungi, Ascomycota, Eurotiomycetes, Verrucariales, Verrucariaceae.